This is a messenger RNA of Hemiscyllium ocellatum (epaulette shark), 4494 nucleotides long. Its product is annotated as Golgi reassembly-stacking protein 1-like. Lineage: Eukaryota; Metazoa; Chordata; Chondrichthyes; Orectolobiformes; Hemiscylliidae. The coding region runs from base 67 to 1302 and encodes 411 amino acids. The transcript is spliced from 9 exons. The record is from RefSeq and is a predicted model, not a curated record. Gene Ontology annotation, molecular function: protein binding. Gene Ontology annotation, biological process: Golgi organization. Gene Ontology annotation, cellular component: Golgi apparatus.
CCGGCGGAAGGGGGCAAGGCUCCCCGGAGGCUGGAGGUUCGGAGCGGAGGGGCACCGAGUCCGAGGAUGGGAGGCUCCCAGAGCAGCGGCAGCGAGGGCUACCACGUCUAUGGGAUACAAGAUAAUUCCCCAGCUCAAAUUGCAGGUUUGGAGCCAUUCUUUGAUUUUAUUCUGGCCAUAGGAAAUACCAGACUGAACAAGGACAAUGACACUUUUAAAGACCUGCUGGUUGUCAAUGUGGAGAAACCAGUGAAGCUGGAAGUGUAUAAUAUGAAAGCUGCAAGGAUUCGGGAGGUGGAAGUCAUCCCCAAUAACAUGUGGGGUGGUCAGGGUCUGCUGGGAGCGAGUGUUCGCUUCUGCAGUUUUGAAGGUGCCCAUGAACAUAUCUGGCAUGUGCUGGAUGUUGAACCAAAUUCUCCAGCAGCAAUGGCAGGUCUCAAGCCACAAACUGAUUACAUUAUAGGCGCUGAUCAAGUGCUGCAAGAGACUGAAGAUUUUUUCAACCUGAUUGAAAGCUAUGAAGGAAAGCAACUGAAACUGAUGGUUUAUAACAGUGAGACGGAUGCCAUUCGAGAAGUUGUUGUUACGCCCAAUGGAGCCUGGGGAGGAGAAGGAAGCUUGGGUUGUGGCAUUGGAUAUGGCUAUUUGCACAGAAUCCCCUCCCAUCCUGUCGUACCAAAGCAAAAGGUUGAGAUUCCACCACCACCUGUAGCAAGCACUCCACCCCAGAACCUAGAAAAGGGAUACAUGGAGGCACCUUUAAUUGCUCCAAGUUCACCAAUUGUUGGAACAAGUGAGUGUCCAGAUUUGGAACAGGGCCUGACCAACUUAACAGUGGAAAGUUCACUACUCCCUCCUCCACCUAUACAACGGGUCAUGGACCCAGGUUUUCCACCUGGAUCCACAGACAUUCCCGAAGCUCGUGACUUAUCUGAUGUAUUGAACGUGGAAGUGACGUCAUCCUCCUUGCCUAUCUUUAACACAAUAACAGAGAGAAACACUGAAACAAAUGGGGUCCUCAUCAAUGAAGAACUUGAUCUCCACUCCGACCACACGAUUGGAGGUGUGCCUGAAGAUGUAAAUUCUGUCAGUGCUGAACUUUGUGCUGCUGCUUCAAUGGAGCAAGGCCUGGAUCCGGAAAGCUCUUCAAUGUCUGACUUGACUGUCCCAUCGCUUCCCACAUCUGCUGAAACACAAGUGGAUGCUGACUGUACAGAAUCUGAGCCAGCGGACCUCCUAGAGUGCCUGCCUCAAGGUCAAGAUGAAACCUGUGAUAUAUCGGUGACUGAAGAAGAAGCAUAGGGUUGAAGAAAGAGCAGUGAAUGGGGUAGUAGUGAAUGAGAUAUAUCUCACGACUGAAAAUCUUAUCUGUGUUUCCUUUCAACCUAUCUGGCAACAUUGAUAACUGCAAGAGAUGUACAUUGAGGCUAUUUUCUUUGCUCCUUGUCUAAAGGCUUUGAGUGUUUUAUAGCUUCUGUUACAAUAACUGUUCCACUAUAGAGUGGAAGCAAUAAGGAGGUGUUCGAGUGCUAAAUGUUUUGCAUUCCAAUCAAUUGGCUGCUAAACUAAAAUUCUGCUGACACACCCACCUUUUCCUCAAAACAUAAUCUUGUAUAUCGAUUCAGAAACAGUAAAAAUAACUAUAACCUGACCUUCAUAGGGAGAAGUUUAGUAGGAUCAUUGAAAUUCCAAGUUUUGAAAAAGAUAUGUUAGAUCUUUUUAAGUGCAUUUUUCUUGGUCUACAACACUACGUGCCAAUAAACAGUUACCAUUAGUACUGAGUAGAAUGCAGCUUGAGGCAAUGGACUCUCUCUCAAACAUUGAAAUGCUUCAGGAGUUUUGCACUCAAAUUGUGUGCUGUUGUCUGAAUCCUUUGUAAUUUGUCAAUCACUUUUAUUUCCCAUUUAUAAAGCGAAUGUGAGUUGUUUAAGUUCACUACUAUAAUGUUGAUAGAAAUAUUCUCAACAGUAAUUGGAGAUGAAGAGUAAAUGUUGGUUUUAUUAACAAUGUGUAUGUCCCAUAAAUAGUACAAGAAAUUUGUUACUGCGCGGUGAAUCAAUAACAAUUGGAGAAAAGAAAAUUAACAUCUGUGGACCUUGGAUAAAUGGCACAACUCUUUCCCCCUACCCCCUCCCCCCAAAAAAAACAAAACCAACCCUCAGCGAGUGAAGCAAACUUAACAUCAUGGGAAGAGCAGGGCAGAAGAGUUGCUGUAUUUUUCGCUUUCGUUCACACACAAUUGCUGUAUCUUGAGUUGUUGAAAGCGAAAUCUAUAAAUUCAUAACCUCCACUAAUAAUUUUACUUUGCAGCCUGGUUUUGCAUCACUAAAUCUUAUAUGCAGAUAUUUUUCUUUUCACUGUUAAGACUUUUCACUCAAGUUACCAAGCUGUGAGCUAGUAGCCACCUUAAAGGCUGCACAGAAAAUGGUAAAUAACUAAUUUUAUGUAAACAUUUCCCUUACAGCUGACUAAGAAAACUCUUUAUUACUUAAUGUUACCUUAUUCUCUGGUACAUCUUCUGUCCUUUCCUUCCCACUUCAGGAUGCAUUGACUCUUAAUGGGAUACAGUUCUUCAAGGGCCUGGCCAGUCUUCAUGCAAGUGUCAGUCAGUAGUCUAACCUUGGCAGGUACCAAGAUCAUGUCCUGUUCUGUGUUUACUGGAUGUCCUAAUACAUGUAGUUUCCAAAAGUACCAAUGGAGUCAUCAAGAGCAGGAUGUAUUUCACACUCUGCCAUCAAGCCACUUGUUUUGCUGUGUUCUGGUUCAUUUAAGCCAAAGACAAAAAAACUGGCUGCCUUUUUGUAGCCUGUUCAAAUCAAGCAAGAUUGUUUGUCAAUUGUUUAACUAGCAUGCACUUGAAUUAUAUACAUAGAUGCCAAUAAUGUUGUUUUUGCAGAGUUAGUUUUAUACGCAACACUAUAAGUAUAUCUUGAGUAUGAGAUUCACUAGAUGAAACAUUCACUGUUUCCCAGGAGCAUAGAAUUGCACAAAGAUCAGCCUGUACUGUAAUUUAGUAUGCUGUCUGCCCCUUAAGCCAGUUAAUGAAGGGCUUUGGAGAGUUUUAUUGCUUUUCAAAGUGAUGCACAAGGUAAUGUAUGGUAAUAAUGGGAGUGAUCCUACAUGUAGAACUAGUAUUGCUACUUGAGGCUUUGGGAUACUGUAGUGCCUAAUACUUUAACCAGAUUAUAUAGCUUAUUUUUCUUUCCCUCCAUUUCUGAGGAGUGUUUUCUUUUCAUUGGAAAUGUUAUUCCUUCAUUAUCUCUCUUUAUUUCACUGGACCUUGUUUGGUUUAUUUGACACUGAAAUUUUUGAUACUGUUUAAACCAUAGUCCUUGGUGUGUGACUGGGGAGACAGCUUUAAAGGAUGUUUAUAUGUUGGGGAAUAACUCUAAGUGAAUAUUAUUGCACAGUAGCCUGUCUAUGAUGCGCUUCAUGUCAGAGCAGAUGUGCAAUCAAAAUGAAAUCUUGUGAUGGAGCUUGAAGGAGUAUUGUAUUUUGUCUUUUCCAAAAAUACUGACACAAUUUUUAUCUAUUUUCUGGUCCUACAUAUCAAGAUUGCUCAUUGCCAGUUUUAUCACUCACCAUAUUUGUAUACCCCAGUCCAACACCGGCAUCUCCAAAUCAUAUUUGUAUAGGUCCCCCUAUUGUUUUGUUUAGUUGUGACUGUUUAUUGAGUGCAAACUCAAAUUGUCAUCACAGUCUUUUCUCGGUGGGCUGACGGAAAUGCCAUUAACAAGUUGCAUAAUAUGCAACGUUGCUUUGAAAAAAACUCGCAAUACUAGAAAUGCAGAAGGUGCUAAGUCAGUCUGGGUAUACCCAAAAUGUAUUGACCAUCAUUCUCUUCGUGAUGUUCAAUGUCUGUUUGCUAAUACUUUGAAGAUAUUAAUGGAUGUUACUUUUUUAUAUUAAAUAAUUUUUUAAAAAAAGACGUGAAAUGCACAUUUCCUAAAAUGCUGGUACUUCGGUUGUGUGUUUCUCAAUUAUGUGGUCCUUAAACGCGAAUUUUAGUAGUCAUGUGGUAUUAGCAGGUGUCUGAGGCUACCUCUGACUUUAAACUCACUCAUUGCUGUUUAAUAUCGAGAAGAAUUUUGCCAGGCCUGUAUGUACAUGGUUUAUUGCCAGAGUUGCAGCUAUCCAGGUCUGCAGAGGAAGAACAGAGAUCUGGUAAACUGGCCCAAAUUAAAAAUUAUGCCGUUGAUUGACAACCAUCCUGCUGUGUGGAACUUCUAUUAAUGGUGUGAAAAACUGUAGCACUAGAUUUAUUAUCUUUAUAGAAUUAGGGUCUAGUCCAAUUUCCACAUCUUAGUGUUUUCAAUUGGACAAAUGCAUUGCGUAUAAAUGUAAUUUUAAUGAUGCAACAGAAGAAGCUUUUGAAAGGUGAAUGCUGACAAAGGGAAUUUAUAUUUUAUCAAAGGUUAUAUGCUUGUGUGUGGGAAGAUGGGCCAAUGUAUGUAAUUUUUUCUUCUAAAAACAUUAAAAUAUUUAAUUUUGGUG